GUAUGGCGCGGCGAGGGGACGGGGGACGAGUCCGACGCCUGAGCGGAGCUUUACACUAAUAUGGGAUUUCGCAGCGUGGACGUGGGGGGCGAGGUGAACUUCCACACACUUCUCUGACCUCUUGAGCGGCGCACCGAUCAGGGAAGACUGACCUCAGACCGUCUCUAGAGGCUCUCCACGUUAUUUCCCCUUGACUGGACUGGAAUGCAAAGAUGCCAAUCUUGGAGAGAGAGACGGCCAGGGACCGAGACAGCCAAGUGCUGCCAAAGGUCCCCGUGCCGCCGCUGAAACAAACCCUCGACACUUACUUGAAGUGUGUCCAACACCUGGUGACGGAGGGGCAGUUCAAGAAAACAAAGGCCAUCGUGGAGAAGUUCGGGGCUCCUGGAGGGGUCGGGGAGGUUCUGCAGAAGAAGCUUUUAGAGAGGAGGGACAAGACGACCAACUGGGUCUAUGACUACUGGCUGGAGGACAUGUACCUGAACAACAGGUUGGCGCUGCCAGUCAACUCCAGUCCUGUCAUGGUGUUCCCUAAGCAGACGUUCAGAGAUCAUAAAGACGCCCUCAGAUUUGCUGCUCGUCUCAUCAGGGGAGUGUUGGACUACAAGGCUCUCAUUGAUGCGCGGGCGCUGCCAGUGGAUUAUGCUCGAGGCCAGCUAGCUGGGACCCCUCUGUGCAUGGAGCAGUACUACCGCCUCUUCAACUCCUACCGCUACCCGGGACUAAAGACAGACACGCUGAAGGUCCAGAUGAAUGCAGCCUCCUCAGCGCCAGAGCACAUCAUCGUGGCGUGCAAGAACCAGUUUUUCGUGUUGGAUGUCGUCGCAAACAGCAAGCAGCUCAACGAGACGGAGAUCUUCUCCCAACUGGAGAAAAUCAAGAAAAUGGCAGAAAACGCAGAAGAGAGACUCCCUCCUUUUGGUAUCCUGACAUCUGACGGGAGAACCGAGUGGGCACAGGCCAGAGAGGCUCUAACAAAAGAUCAAACCAACAGAGACUCUCUGGCUCUGAUCGAGAGCUGUGCGUGUGUGGUGUGUCUGGAUGAGCCCAGUGGCCUCGAGCCCAGAGACACCAACAGGGCCCUGCUGAUGCUGCACGGUGGCGGCCGUGAGAAGAACGGGGCAAAUCGCUGGUAUGACAAGUCAAUGCAGUUUGUUGUAGGAAUGGACGGGACAUGCGGAGUCGUGUGCGAGCAUUCACCAUUCGAGGGGAUAGUAAUGGUGCAGUGCUCCGAAUACCUGAUGAAAUACAUAACAGGGAGUCCUUCUAAGAUGGCGAGGGCGUCCAGCAUCAGAGAGCUCCCCCCUCCAAGAAGGCUGCUCUGGAAAUGUAACCCACACAUCCAAGGACUCUUAGCAGCGUCUGGAGACAGACUCCAGAGGCUGGUGAAUAAUCUCGACAUGGAUGUUUUCAAGUUCAGCGCUUACGGGAAAGAAUUCAUCAAGAAACAGAAGAUGAGUCCAGAUGCGUUCAUACAAGUUGCCUUACAACUUGCGUUUUUCAAAUGCAGCAAAAGGCUGGUGUCCACUUACGAGAGCGCAUCCAUUCGGCGUUUCCAAGACGGUCGGGUUGACAACAUUCGUUCUGCCACCUCUGAGGCCCUGGCUUUUGUGGUGUCCAUGACAGAUGAGAGGGCCACUUUUACUGACUCAGAAAAAAUUAGACGACUGAGGGACGCUAUUAACGCCCAGACGAAUUAUACAAUUGCAGCUAUUACAGGAAUGGCAAUAGACAAUCACCUCCUCGGGCUUCUGAAGAUCUCAAAGGAGCUCAACAUGGAGAAGCCAGAGAUCUUCUGCGAUGAGACGUAUUUGGCCAGUAACCAGUUCAUCCUCUCCACCAGUCAGGUCCCCACCACAGUGGAAAUGUUCUGCUGCUACGGCCCGGUGGUGCCCAACGGCUACGGCGCCUGUUACAACCCGCAGUCAGACCACAUCAUCUUCUGCGUGUCUAGUUUCUGGGAGAACACAGAGACGAGCUCGGCCGUUUUCGUCAAAGCCCUGAACGAGGGCCUGUUGGAAAUCAGGGACCUAUGCAAUAGUAGCAGCGCCGCGGCUACCAAACCGGCUGGCAGCAGCCAGGGAGCCAGCCUGCCUCAUAAAUCAGGGAAGUAAGCCAUACUGAGAGAGCGGGCCACUCAAGCUGCCUCACUCAUACUUAGAUUUUAGCUUUACACUCAGUAGUCUAGAUGCCUUUGUGUGUCUUUGUUGUCUGUGCAAUAGUGUUCCUUUAACAACGAAAUGCAAAGCCUUAAAGUUCAUAUAUACAGUAGUAUGUAAAUGUUAAAAAAUGUGAAUGAAAACUGGAAAAGUUUUAUUUUUUAUCUAUUUAUUUAUUUAUUUUUGGAUGUGUAGACGUCAUAAUCAUUUCGGGGUCCAAUGCUGACCCUGCUUGACUCGGCAGACUGAGAUUAACUGGUCCACUGCCUUUAGGAAACUGAAGCCAUGCCUACUUUGUAGCACUGAUGAGAGCGGCAACUCCUCUUUCAGAGCGAAUCGACUGAGUGAUCCCGAUGUUUAUCUUAUACAGUAGUAAUGUAAUAUAUGUCAGAGGAUUCUGUAAAAAAAAAAAAAAAAAAAAAAAGUAUAUUUAAGUGACUUAUAACAAUCAUGACAUCGUGUUAAUGUGAUCCUGUUUCACUUUGUGUGUGCUGCUGUAUUAAAAUUUAACUGGAUCAGCUGUAGUAUAUACUGGAGUUGGGUCAGCUUUGCCAGUCUGGUUCAGUGUAAAAGCUUAAACCAGUUUGAUUUAAAGCAAACUAGCUGAAUCGGCAUUUGUCAUUAUGACAUUUUCUGGCAAGUUAUUAAGUAGACUCCACAGCAGCGUGUGCUGACGGCAUCCCGGUGCUAAACACAACUAUUGCAUUAGUAAUAAGCAAUAUGACAACGUGAUUAAAAUUAUAUUAUUUCUUUUACAAAUGGACUAACAGAGCUACUAGUGUCUGAAAGGCCAUAAGUCGAGGCCUGCAAUGUGAAGGAGAUCAAAUUUCAGUAAAGGUGGGAGGGGCCAGAGGUGCACAUUUUGUUUACAAGAAAGUUCAUGUGUUUUUUGGGGUGACCAGACAAGAAAUGGCAGAAUUAGGCUGACGAGGAAACUAAAACUGAGCCAAUAUGGCAACAUUUUGGUUCUGAAGCCAACAAAAGCAGUGUCCUAACUAGCCUAACAUGUCCUAACUUUUGUCAGACGUCCUGUCUCAAUAUAUUCGUAUUGCUCGCUUUGAAAGUGCUGUAAUGGACGAAGAAUGGCUAAGACAUUGAAGCUGAAAUAGGGAUAUCUAUUUAUUUCACCACAAAACACGAAAUAAGAUGGUAGCUAGUUGAAGGGAGAUCACAAGGGAGCUGAAAGUUUGUGGUAACUAACAACAGCCUACUCGCUGUUGGUUAUAUUGUUGGUCAGUUCCAGUACAUAAGUAACAAACGUGUUUUCUGUUUAAUAAAUAAAAACAAAGGAAGCUAGCAAGUACUCAUGCAUCUUUUAGGUGAAUACAUCUCCAGACUGAUCUGAAGUGAACAUCUGAUAGGUACCAGGUUUGUUUAAAUGCCAUAACAAAAGUGCAUAUAUAAUGGGUUCAAUUUGGUAGCUGCUGCUAAGUCAGUGCGACACCUAGUGGUAAAAUUUGGUAUGCCUAUCCUGUCCGACUCUCAAGGAGCUUGCUUGCUUUGAUCCGAAUCAGGGAAAAAUUUUGUUACAAGUAAUUGCCUGGAGUUGGUUUGUGUCCUCACGGCAGCAUUUACAAGCGGACCAGAUAAAAUACCA
Molecule: messenger RNA, 3756 nt
Organism: Epinephelus moara (kelp grouper)
Lineage: Eukaryota; Metazoa; Chordata; Actinopteri; Perciformes; Serranidae
Product: choline O-acetyltransferase-like
Exons: 15
Coding region: 213-2114 (633 amino acids)
Biological process (GO): acetylcholine biosynthetic process; neuromuscular synaptic transmission
Cellular component (GO): neuron projection; cytoplasm
Molecular function (GO): choline O-acetyltransferase activity
Source: RefSeq, a predicted model, not a curated record